CAGAUCCAGCGGACGAACGACUACAUGCGGGGCCUGCGGCUGCCGACGGAGCUCCGGGACCGCAUCCGCGACUACUACUACCAGCGGUGGAAGGAGGGCUCCAUCUUCGACGAGACGCUCAUUUUGGAGCGCCUCAGCCCCGAGCUCUGCCACGAGAUCAUGCGCUACAAGACCCGGGACCUCGUGAAGAAGGUGCCCGCGCUCCGCAACGCGACGACGAUGUUCAUGAAGGAGCUCGUGUCGUCGCUCCAGCCGUCCGCCGCGCCCGAGGGCGACGUCGUCGUCCACGAGGGCGAGACGGGCGAGUCGCUCUUCUUCGUCGACGCGGGCCUCGCGGAGAUCCUGGCCAAGGCCGUCGGCGACCAGGUCGUGAAGCUCAUCGCCGACGGCUGCUUCUUCGGCGAGUGCUCGCUCGUGCUCAAGUGCCGGUGCACGGCGACGGUCCGCGCGAAGACCGUCCUGUCCUGCUACGCCGUGGGCGACGAGGACCUGGACGAGAUCCUGGAGGACCACGCGGACAUGCGCGAGUACCUCGGUGCCGUCGCGCGGAAGCGCGCGGGCCGCCUCGCGCGG
Molecule: messenger RNA, 573 nt
Organism: Aureococcus anophagefferens
Lineage: Eukaryota; Pelagophyceae; Pelagomonadales; Pelagomonadaceae
Exons: 1
Source: RefSeq, a predicted model, not a curated record